Messenger RNA from Fusarium sp. VM40, 768 nucleotides. The record is from the annotation of a GenBank genome assembly. NCBI's taxonomy places the organism in Eukaryota, Fungi, Ascomycota, Sordariomycetes, Hypocreales, Nectriaceae.
AUGCAGAACAAGCUCUUUACUGCCGCCGCCCUUCUGGGUGCCCUGGCUUCAGCCUCGCCUGUGUCCAAGAACAUCAAGCGAGACGUCCUCACAGCUCUCCCCGGGAGUGCGGAUGAGAUCGAGAACAAGUUCCAGCCUGCCCUUGAUUUUGACGGCGACGGCUGCUACCAGACUGCUGCUAUCGACCCUGAUGGCAACCUCAACCCCGGUCAUGAUGCUACUGGUACUCCGCAGGGAGACUGCCGUGAUCCCCCCCAGCUAGACAACAGCAACACAUACUCCCGCAAGCGCUGCAACAACGGCUUCUGUGCUAUUAUGUACGAGACGUACUAUGAGAAGGACCAAGGCGCACUGGGCACCUUCGCCGGCGGCCACCGCCACGACUGGGAGAACAUCGUAGUCUUCGCCCAAGGCGACACCGUCGUCCGCGUCGCGCCCUCAUGCCACGGCAAGUACGACAACGCUAAGAACGAGUUCCCCAUCGACGGCUCCACGCCUCUCCUGGUGUACCACAAGGACGGUGCCGGAACCCACUGCUACCGCUUCGCCAACGACGACGACCGGGCCAACCCCGAGAACCCUACCGGCUCAUUCUUCAAGGCUCCUCUUAUUGGCUGGGACAGCUGGCCCGAUGUUGGUCUCCGUGACAAGAUGCUUCAGAACUGGAGCGGUGGUGUUGGUCCCAAGUUGGAUGAUGAGUUUGGCGACUCGCUCAAGGCGGCCGCUGGUGAUGGUGUUCAAGGCUUUGACCCUUACGUAGACGCGUAA